AUGCCCGAGCCUCAGAGCAAUACCUCUGGUCCGGUACACUCUAUCCGCCGCGCGGUCACUCUCCCCACGAAAUUGAAUCCGCAUGCGCAACGCUCCAAGGGGAAUCUCUCAGAAAACGUCAUAUUUUACCACCCUUUCGCGAAAAUCGUUCACUUUGCACCUCGAGCACUCGUACCGAUCCCAUCCAGUUCUGCGCCCUCUGAUUUUGACUAUCCCGUGGACACGAUCGAGACCCUCCCCUGGCGCUCGGCAACCGAGCGAACAGUCGCAACCGCCCCUCUCAUACUCGAACGGGGCUUGACAGUCUUCUUGAAAUGUGGAAAUGUGGUUCGAGCGAUAUUGAGGAACUCGCAAUGCUGGUGUGUCGAUGGGGUCUCGAAAUUCGUCCUGCGCAUUCGUCCUCUCACAUACUACCGCAUCGAACUGCCCUACGAGACCACCGAGGAUAAGGCUUCUGUGGAGGAACUCAAAGCUGCCCUGCCCAAUGUUCUCCGAUAUGAGGUUACGCCAUGUCCGUUCAAGCGCGCAUUCAGCGUUGAGUUGCCCGAGGAAGCUGUAGCGCCCCGACGCAAAAGGGCGUGGAAACCAAAGGAAAACAAAGAUACCCUAUCCGUUCCUACGCCAACUUUUCGGAGACCUUCAGUCGACAUCAAACUAGACUGGCCAGACUCUGCCAGCACGAGUGAUGAUACUGAUGGGGCUGCCACCGAUGAUAGUGGCUUGAUUUCGGAGCGAGCAUACAGUACGACCUCGAAGACGAGAGUUGAGAGCCGGGUCACUUCGAUGGAGGAUGACAGCGCAGGUUCAAGACUCGAUACAGAUUUCUUCAAUGCACAUGUCAAAUCAACAGCUGAGAAGCGAGAGACCUUCACAAGUUUACGUGAGAAGUUCGACGCGACUCCAAGGCCAGAAGUCUUGUCUAUCCAAAAUGGUAUCGGCGCGGCAAUCGAUGCCAUGUCUUUAACAGACACGUCAAGUCCCGUAGUGCGCGGAUCCGUCGAAGGGGAACUCCCUUCUAGCUGUGAUCUAAGCGCUCCCGAUGCCUCUCAACCAGAAGUCCUUCGGGAUAUCACACAAGAUGCCGUCGACACAAAAUCACGUGAACAACAGGCGCAUUGUCCGUCGAUCGCCAUAAUCUCCCAAGAACAGGACCAGCGCGUCGAGAGUAUACUCAUCGCAGACUCGACGAGUGCGGUUUCCAGCGAUGAGCACUGCACAACACAGAGCCAGUUGCUUGUGAGACCUGAAGAUGACCGCCUUUUGCAGACUAGCGGAGCAUCACCCGAACCAACUGCUCAAAAGGUGACAACAUCUGGCCAAGCGCUGAAUGGAAGCGUUGGCUCACCCAACGGCCCCGGCUGUGGCCUUGAAGAUUCUGUAUUGACAGGAUCGAAGUCACCUCCCCACCACGGCACAGGAGAUGUCUCGCGGCAAGAUUCAUCGUCAGUAAUCGAGGAUCCGAUGCGUGCGGACCACGACGCUUUUCAAACCUUGAACACUGCAGCCUUGAUGAACGAAAACAAUCUACAAGAAUCAAAUUCAGCUUCCCAGAUCGAGGUCGGCAGAGCUACCUCGCAGCCUAUGGAAAGCCCGCAAAUAGACACGACGCUGAACAUGCCCGGCUCUAUCACUCUAGACGACUCUCUCCACAGCCCUGCAUCGUACACGCCCUCGGCUGCCACUAUGCAUGAUAAAGGAACAUUAACCUUGACCCCUGACAUGGGUCACAUGAGUACAGAGUUUCGACGGCGAGCGCAGGCGACCAGACAGCGAGAUGUGUCCCCCAUGCCCGCACAAUCCGCGCUUUAUCAGCCUCCCAACGAGCAGGCAUCCUCCCUCCUCACCAAGGCCCUGUCACUUGUCUUGGUUCCCCCAAUUCAUCUUUUCAUCAUUCUAAUGCACGUCGCUGCUCGCAUCGUCAUCAGCCCCGCCCUCGGCUCCACGAUAGAGGAUACCCCUUCAGGCUCCCAAGCACUACCCAGAGAGUCAUUCAUCGAUGAUGAUUAUAGCUUUCCGCUGGAGCGUGAGAGUUCUUCUGAAUAUGAAGAUGCUCAGAUCAUGAGGAAGCUUGAUCCAUGGGACCUUGACUGA
Penicillium diatomitis is the source of this 2091-nucleotide messenger RNA. RefSeq lists its product as uncharacterized. The record is from RefSeq and is a predicted model, not a curated record. Lineage: Eukaryota; Fungi; Ascomycota; Eurotiomycetes; Eurotiales; Aspergillaceae. The transcript has a single exon. Gene Ontology annotation, cellular component: extrinsic component of intraperoxisomal membrane. Gene Ontology annotation, biological process: peroxisome inheritance. The coding region runs from base 1 to 2091 and encodes 696 amino acids.